AGGGUUUGACAUGUUUCAUUCAGGUUGGAGCCGAGGCCGACCACAACUAUCAGAACUACAUCCUGCGAGCUCUCAGUCAGAUCAUGCUCUUUGUGGACGGGAUGAAUGGAGUGAUAAACCACAACGAGACGGUUCAGUGGCUCUACACUCUGACAGGAAGUCUGUCUCGUCUGGUGGUGAAAACGUCUCUGAAGCUUCUCAUCGUGUUUGUGGAAUAUUCAGAGUCCAACAGUCCUCUGCUGAUCAACGCUGUGAACACGGUGGACACACGCAGAGGUGUGAAGUCGUGGAGUUACGUGAUGGAUGUUCUGGAGGAGAGAAACGGCUCCGACACUGAGCUGCUCAUGUUCGCCAUGACGCUCAUCAACAAGACUCUGGCAGUACUUCCUGAUCAGGACUCGUUCUACGACGUCACAGACAGUCUGGAGCAGCUGGGGAUGGAAAACAUCAUCCACAAACACAUGAACAACAAGAUUACGGAGACCGACCUGCGGGCUCAGUUCGCUGUGUACGAGACAGCUCUGAGAAACGAGGACGGCGAGGUCGACGACUCUGCCCCUCACGUCCGUAAAGAAAGAAGAAAGAUGGUCACCAGCGAUCAGGAGGGAAGGAGGAGCCGUCGCACGUCCAAUCAAAACCUCCCCGACCUCCUGUCUUCCUCUGCAGGCUCCUCCCCCUCCACCUCACCCAUCCCCCCUGUCUUCUCUCCCUCCUCCGCGAACAACCCCAUCUCCCCCACCAUCUCCUCCGCCUCUUCUCCGAGCCCCACGGCGGGACUCGGCAGCAGGGCCUCGUCUCCGCUGAGCUCCGAGCCCGACAGUCCCACCCCCAGUCCGUCUGGGUCUCAUAGAGGGUCCCCACUGCCCCCUCACACCGCCGCCAAUGGCACCAUGACCGCAGAGCAGGACACGAAGACGCCAUCCAGCCCGAGUCGCUCUUUCCUCAGUCACCACAUGUUGGCCCUUGGUCUGGGCAGGAGGUCCAGACUAUUCUCCAAAGCCAGCUCCAUCUCUGAGGAGUCUUCAGCGGCCGGCAGCUCGUCCCCCACAGACGUCGUCUUUCAGGAGAAGUCAUCCCAGUUGAAUCCGGAGCAGUCGAGCAACAAGGCGGAGCCUAAGAGCGGAUUCAACUCUGGGGAGUCUGACUCGCUCUUCUGCUCAGAUGACUGUAAUGUAAAUCAGGACAAGCCGGUUCUAAAGAGGUUUGAAGGUGGCUUCCUGCGCAGCCUGGCCGCCACACAGUGGGAGAAGAAGAGAAGAAGUAAACAGUUCAGCCAGUCCAGGCUGUCCUCGUCUGAUGACGUCAUAACCCCGAGCUUUCAGCCCGCUGCAGAUGAGGGGGGAGGGGCCACAGAGUCGUCACGUCACGCUUCCAGCGGCUCGGACGCAAACGGACACCCCCAGAAUGACCCGACCACCGAUACCGCCACUGACACAAGCGAGGACACGGGGAGCUUCCAGGCCGGUGGAGAAGACCAUGGCGGUCGGGGUCGUGUGUUGGAGCGUCUGUCCAGCAUCAAAGCGCGCUCAGUGGAGCCCUCUGCAGCCUCCGAGAGCAGCGCCUCCCGCAGGGCGGAGCUGGAGGGGCUGGAAGGAUCCGCCCAGGCAGCGCUGGCUCGACUGGCUGAAGAACGACAGAGCCGUUACAUCCGGCAGCAGAGCAGCAUCGACGUGGAGGGCCCCGCCCGCCGCCUGGAGACCACCCAGAUGACCCCGCUGGGCCCCGGGGGUCCUGCCGACGCCUGGGACCAGCUGCAGCCGAGCGCCGCUGCCCUGCGCAUCAAAGACCUGGACUUCUCCGACCUGCUGGACGAGGAGGACAUCGACGUGUUGGACAUGGACACGCUCGACUCCACCUCCGCCUCCGCCUGCUUCUCUGGCAUCCCUCCCGCACCCCCUCCUCCCCCAGGCAUGGCUCCCCCUCCUCCUCCUCCCCCACCUCCACCACCUGGGGGCAUGGCUCCUCCUCCACCACCUCCCCCUCCUCCAGGUGCUCCUCCUCUUCCUCCUCCUCCCCCCUCGUCCUCGGCGGCGUCCACGCUGAAGAAGAAGAAGACGGUGAAGUUGUUCUGGAGGGAGCUGAAGCAGGCUGACAGACCUGAGAGGUGUCGUUUCGGCCGGGGGACGGUGUGGGCGUCUCUCGACAAGGUGGCAGUGGACACCGCCCGCCUCGAACACCUGUUUGAGUCUAAGGCAAAGGAGCUUCACGUCGCCAAGAAAGGACCUGAGACCAAGAAGUCUGAGAUUCUGGUUCUGGACUCGAAGAGAAGCAACGCCAUCAACAUCGGUAUGACUGUGCUGCCGGCCGUCCACGUCAUCAAGACCGCCAUCCUCAACUUUGACGAGUUCGCCAUCAGCAAGGAGGGGAUAGAGAAGAUCCUGACCAUGACCCCCACCGACGAGGAGAAGCAGAGGAUCCAGGAGGCUCAACUGGCCAAUCCUGACGUCCCUCUGGGCACGGCCGAGCAGUUCCUGUGCAGCCUGGCCUCCAUCAGUGCCUUGACCCCCCGACUGCAGCUGUGGGCCUUCAAGCUCAACUACGAGGCUCUGGAGAAGGAGAUCGCAGAGCCGCUGUUCGACCUGAAGCUGGGCAUGGAGCAGCUGGCGUCCAAUCAGACCUUCAGGAGGAUCUUGGCGACGCUGCUCGCCAUCGGAAACUUUCUCAACAGCUCCAGCGUAAGAACACGAAGUCUCCUCCACACGAGUGAUUCACUCGUGUGACACGUGAGGUCAAAGGUCAACAGACGUUCUGUGACGGAUCAGUUUUCUCCCUCGUCUCGUCCGUCCCACACUUUUCUUUCAUUCGUCCGUAGAAUCAUUCAUGAUGGUCAAUGACCAGAGUCGCACGCUACUUUCACAAUGCAUUAUGGGAAUCUGAGU
Paralichthys olivaceus (Japanese flounder) is the source of this 2879-nucleotide messenger RNA. Lineage: Eukaryota; Metazoa; Chordata; Actinopteri; Pleuronectiformes; Paralichthyidae. The record is from RefSeq and is a predicted model, not a curated record.